AAGUCACCGAGUCAAUGGCUGUUGUUCUAAAAGAGAAAUUUGAUGACAUCAAGGAACAAAUUGAGGGCAUUGAAAGGUCAGUUAACUUCAUAAGUGACGAAUACGACGCUAUGAAAACUCGCUUGGAUACCUUGGAGGCUGGGCAUAAGGAAUAUGUGAGGCGCUUUCAUGAAAUCGCUAGUAAUAGUGGCGAACAAAAGGCGGCUAUACUAGAAGCAAAAAUAGAUUCCAUGGAACAACAGGCGCGCCAGUGCAACAUUGAGGUCUGUAAUUUGCCGGAAAAAAGAAAUGAAAACUUGUUAACUAUUACAGAGUCGAUAUGUAGUACCAUAAAUUCACCGGUAUCGCACAAUGAUAUUAUAUCCGUACACAGAGUGCCCCAUGCGCGCCAACAGGAUACUAAACCUAAGAAUUUGAUAGUCAAAUUCAGGUCGCGGAUCAUUCGUGACAACGUACUUAGCGCCUAUCGUAAUGCGAAGAGCAUCAAGUCUGAUCAGAUCGGAAUAUCAGGCGCUUCUGUUUCUGUCUACCUGAAUGAACACCUGACUCUAAAGAAUAAGGCGUUAUUUCGUGAGGCCAAAAUACUUGCUAAGAAAAGUGGAUUUAAAUAUGUUUGGGUCAGAAACGCAACCAUACUUGUGCGUGAGAGAGACAACGACAAGUCAUUCGCGAUUCGCUCCGUUGAAGACCUCAAUAAGAUCGUUGCUAGUAAGAAGAAUGGUACAAAUAGCGCCAACUAAUGAUUUUAAAGACACUAUUAUAUUUUGUAUUAAUGUUUUUUCCCCCUGCUUACUGCUUUUAUGUGUUAAAUUAUUUG
This is a messenger RNA of Helicoverpa zea (corn earworm), 817 nucleotides long. RefSeq lists its product as uncharacterized. NCBI's taxonomy places the organism in Eukaryota, Metazoa, Arthropoda, Insecta, Lepidoptera, Noctuidae. The record is from RefSeq and is a predicted model, not a curated record. The coding region runs from base 15 to 740 and encodes 241 amino acids. The transcript has a single exon.